UUCGGUUGAAUAACCAAGGAGGUGGUAAUUGCAGCUCUGUUAACUCAAUCGUUGCCUCACCACAGACAACACAUUCCAUUUUCGUAAUUGUAAAAAUGAGCGCGAAAGUGAACGCGGAUUUGUUGACAGAAAGAAAAAAAUGUGAAUUUAACGUUGAAGAAUUGACGAAUUAUUUAGAUGGAGGCGCUCAAGCGACGGAAAAUAGAAGGAAAUUGGAGGACAAAGUGCUCAGCACAAAAGGUCUUCUAGACGAGGUACCAGAAGAAUACCUCAGUCAUAAGGAGAAGUAUGAGAAUGCCGUGCGAAAAGCUGUUGUCUACUAUAAGGCGAUGAAGGAGGCUGAGGAUCCCAAUAUGACAGAGGAGGAGAGAGCCAACGCUACCUACCGAAGCCUGUUACAUGGUGCAGUGUUUAAGGACAACUCUCCGUUCUCCCUACAUCUUGCCAUGUUCAUACCAGCGAUAUUGGGACAGGCUGAUGAAGAACAGAAGAAAUACUGGAUGAAGAGAGCCAGUAAGAUGGAAAUUAUUGGAACAUAUGCACAGACGGAGUUGGGUCAUGGAACUUUUAUCCGUGGUCUAGAAACGACUGCUACUUACGAUACUCAGACUGAAGAAUUUGUCCUACAUAGUCCCACAUUAACUGCCUAUAAAUGGUGGCCGGGAAGCUUGGCACACACAGCAAAUUAUUGCGUGGUAAUGGCUCAUCUUUACAUCAAUGGUAAGAGCUGCGGUAUCCAGCCGUUCAUAGUUCAGCUAAGAGAUGAAGAGACCCACCAGCCCCUUCCAGGCAUCAAACUCGGGGAAAUCGGAGCCAAACUUGGCUUCAAUACAGUCAACAAUGGGUUCCUUGGUUUCGAUCAGCAUAGAAUCCCUAGGAAUAGGAUGCUGAUGAAGAAUGCACAAGUUUUGAAGGAUGGUACAUUCAGGAGAUCUCCAAACAGCAAGCUGACUUACGGCACAAUGGUCUACGUAAGAGUGGUUAUCGUCAACGGCAUGGCUAACCAACUGGCGAGGGCUGUCACGAUCGCCGUCAGAUAUUCUGCUGUAAGGAGACAGUCGGAGCUGAAGCCAGAUGCUGGUGAACCACAGAUUUUGGACUAUGUGACGCAACAACAUAAGCUUUUCAUCGGCAUAGCAUCGAGCCAUGCAUUCAGUCUGACUGCCAAGUGGCUCACCAGAAUGUACCAGAAGGUUACCGCCAAUCUUGAGAAAGGGAACCUGGAUGAAUUACCUGAGUUACACGCAAUAGCCUGCUGUCUCAAAGCAGUGACGACUUCAGACACUUCGGUUCUGGUGGAACGUAGUCGUACGUCGUGCGGUGGGCACGGGUACAUGUUAUCCUCCAAUAUGCCUCAAAUAUAUGGACUGGUGACCGCCGCCUGUACUUACGAGGGAGAGAACACCGUGCUUAUGCUACAGACGGCCAGAUCUCUAGUCAAAGCCUGGGAGCUAGCUCAAUCCGGAAAGCCUCUGAGUCCGACAAUGUCUUAUUUAUCUGAGAAGAUAAGCCAUAAGCAGAAAUGGGAGAAUUCCGUCGAUGGUAUUGUUAAAGGGUUCCGAAGAGUGGCCUACGGUAAAGUCCAAUCAGCAGUGAAUAGCAUUAGAAAAUAUGUUAGACGCGGUCUGGCUCCUGAGGACGCCUGGAACAUGUCAUCAGUGCAAUUGGUUGCUGCUUCUGAGGCCCACUGUCGAGCUUUCAUCCUGUCUACAUACAAGUCAGAAGUGGAAAGAACGGCCAGCACCUUAUCAGCACCUCUGAAGAAAGUAUUGAACCACUUGGUGGAAUUGUACGCCAUCUACUGGGCUUUGGAGAGAGUUGGAGAUCUGCUUCUGUACACAUCAAUAUCCGAAGCUGACAUCCGUCACCUGCAGGAAACGUAUGAAGACCUCCUCGGGAAGAUCAGACCUAACGCUGUGGGCCUGGUGGACGCAUUCGACUUCAGAGAUCAGAUUUUGAAUUCUACCCUGGGCGCGUACGACGGUCGCGUGUACGAACGCCUGAUGGAGGAAGCGCUGAAGAGUCCUCUGAACGCGGAGCCAGUCAACCAGAGCUUCCACAAGUACCUCAAGCCGUUCAUGCAGGGGAAACUGUGAUAUGUAGUUUAUACCUGAGAUUAUUACUUUG
Spodoptera exigua (beet armyworm) is the source of this 2127-nucleotide messenger RNA. The record is from the annotation of a GenBank genome assembly. Lineage: Eukaryota; Metazoa; Arthropoda; Insecta; Lepidoptera; Noctuidae.